Messenger RNA from Suillus discolor, 1538 nucleotides. RefSeq lists its product as uncharacterized. The record is from RefSeq and is a predicted model, not a curated record. The transcript has 7 exons. Gene Ontology annotation, biological process: carbohydrate metabolic process. The coding region runs from base 360 to 1538 and encodes 392 amino acids. NCBI's taxonomy places the organism in Eukaryota, Fungi, Basidiomycota, Agaricomycetes, Boletales, Suillaceae.
AUCGAAUAAUCCCGACUUAAGUAGCAAUUUUACAUUCUCCGUCUCUACCCUUGCUUCAUAAUGUUGGAUAUUUGGACGUAACAUGCGGCAAGUCUCGCUAUUACUCUUAUCUCGUUUUACUUUCACAUUCACUUGCUGCGCACACGUACAAGAACGGUCUCGUACUUUAUACCAUCGCUAACGCAGACAGGUAUAUAAUCCCCCAUCCCUCGUCGUUACACCUCAGUCUAUUCUACUCAGACUGAGGUGAGAUACUCGCACUCAUUAUCAUACUCGACCGUCACUAACGUUUACCGUAGUCCCUCGUUUGUCUCUCGCAGCCUCUCGCAGCUUCCGUCCGUCCCUACUCGCAUCACAUAAUGCGUCAGACGAGGCUGGCGGUCAGUGCAUGGUCCCUCCUAUGCCUUGGUGCAUAUGCAGCCCAUUCUUCAGAUGCAUCACUGUACCACAGCAAGCUAUGGGUAGCAGGCAGCAUUCGAUCAGCUAUGUUGGCUUCUGUCAGGACCAGUUGGGAACAAGGAACCGCGGCGGGAGCCGUGCUCGAAUUCGAUGAUCCAGAGUACUCUGUCUUUGGAUCUUCCCCAUUUGUUUCCGAUGGAAAUUUCCCCCUUUCAACACUGCAGCUGGCUUAUAGCGCUGCUGUACGGCAAAGUCCUGACGGUCGCCUCAGUCAAGAAGUCGGUGAUGCGUUGGAUGGCGCUGCGUUAGAUGGCGCCUCCGCUGGCUCUGCAGUUCUGCUGGGGAGUUUGACUGACCCAUCUCGGUACAACUAUUGGCUGGACGCGGCUAACGCCCAACUGAAUUUUUUACUCGACGUAGCUCCUCGUACCUCUACUGGAGCUAUUUCCCAUCGUGUUGACUCACGUCAAUAUUGGGCUGAUGGCGUCUACAUGGGGUUCCCCUUUAUUGCAUACUUUGGGGCGGUUACCAACAACGCAACUCUCCUCCAAAUCGCAUAUGAUCAAUGUCGGUUGUACCGUGACGCUCUGAUUCUAGACGGUCCCACUGGAAAGCUCUGGGGACAUAUUUACUCCGACGAUAAUAAAACGUGGAUAGACGAAGGUAUCUGGGGAACUGGUAAUGCGUGGGCAGCACAUGGCAUGCUGCGCGUUGCUGUGACGAUUCAGAAGACUGAGCACUCUUCAGAAAUGGCUCCCCAGAUUGCUGAUCUUACCUUGUGGAUUAAGGAAAUUUUGGAUGGCGAGUUUGCUGCCCUGAGAUCAGACAAUUUGGUCCCGAACUAUAUCACCGGGGGUCCGUCCUUUCCUGACGCAGCCUCCUCCGCUGCUCUUUCUUCUGUGGCAUAUCGGGUUGCACAUCUAUUCCCCCAGAAAUUCGGCACAAAUUACACAGAUGUGGCUGCAAAAAUACGAGAUGCUGUAGUGGGCAAUAUCACGAACCUCGGUACCAUGCAGCCCAUAGUGAAUCCUUUACCAGAUCCCUUUCCGUAUUGGAAUCAAACAGGACUGCUGAGUACAGAGUCGCAAGCAUUUGGAUUGAUGAUGCUUUCAGCAUGGAGAGACUGGAUUGGCGCCUGA